Fonsecaea multimorphosa CBS 102226 is the source of this 828-nucleotide messenger RNA. Its product is annotated as GTP-binding protein rhoC. The coding region runs from base 1 to 828 and encodes 275 amino acids. The transcript is spliced from 3 exons. Gene Ontology annotation, biological process: small GTPase-mediated signal transduction. Gene Ontology annotation, molecular function: GTP binding; GTPase activity. The record is from RefSeq and is a predicted model, not a curated record. NCBI's taxonomy places the organism in Eukaryota, Fungi, Ascomycota, Eurotiomycetes, Chaetothyriales, Herpotrichiellaceae.
AUGGCAGAAACCGACCACUGUUCUUCGCGAACAUCCACCGUCCUGUCGGAAAAAGGCCCAUCUUCCUACAUUACUCCCUCCUCACCAAAGCGAAGGCCCGUUCGAGCACCAAGUACGAGGACAAGUAACGGCACAGUCAGCACAAACAUGAGUUAUGGCAGUGCGGGACGAUUGUCAGAGACCACAAAUAUCACGCAGCCACCUGCGCAUUCCAAAAAGUUCGUUGUUGUUGGAGAUGGAGGUUGUGGGAAGACCUGUCUCCUCAUCAGCUAUGCACAGGGCUAUUUCCCAGAGAAAUACGUGCCGACCGUGUUUGAGAAUUACAUCACGCAGACCAUCCACAAGCCCACGGGCAAAACAGUCGAACUCGCACUCUGGGAUACAGCGGGACAAGAAGAGUACGACCGGCUUCGACCACUGUCGUACCCCGAGACGGACCUCCUCUUCGUCUGCUUUGCCAUCGACUGCCCUAACUCACUAGAAAAUGUCAUGGAUAAGUGGUACCCCGAAGUCCUGCAUUUCUGCCCAACAACGCCCUUGAUCCUUGUCGGCCUCAAAUCCGACCUCCGUAACAAACGAACCUGCAUUGAACUUCUGCGGACUCAAGGCCUUACCCCUGUCACCCCAGAACAAGGAGCUGCGGUAGCUCAACGAAUGGGGGCCAAGUAUAUCGAGUGCAGCGCAAAGGAAAACAAGGGCAUUCAGGAGGUCUUCGAUUUGGCCAUCAACACAGCCAUUCAGGUGGAAGAGGAGAGCUUCGAGGCCAAGCCAAACAAUAAGGGCGUAAAGGUCAAGAAGGCAAAGAAGAGGAAAUGUGUAUUCCUGUGA